GUGACAGUUCAUUGACAGCCCCUCAGCUGGUACGGAACCGGAGGCAGCGUGCGGUUGCUUGGCUCAACCACUCAAAAUGCUCAGAAUUACGAUCCGGGCAGAAAUGGGAUCCCUUUGGAUUUUGUUCGGUGUCAUCUACUCCCAGUUCUUGGCCGUAUCCUCUGAUGACAUAGUUGUGGCAUGCGGUGGAUUCGUGAAAUCCGACGUUGAAAUCAAUUACUCUCUGAUCGAGAUUAAACUAUAUACCAAACAAGGAUCACUGAAAUAUCAAACGGAUUGUGCUCCAAUCAAUGGUUACUUCAUGAUCCCUCUCUAUGACAAGGGAGAUUUCGUUUUGAAGAUCGAGCCUCCGCUUGGGUGGAGCUUUGAGCCUACCAGUGUCGACCUGCAUGUGGAUGGAGUCAGUGACAUUUGUACGAAAGAAGAAGACAUCAAUUUUGUUUUUACGGGAUUCUCAGUGUCAGGAACGGUUCUGAGUAAGGGCCAUCUCAUGGGCCCAGCUGGCGUGGAAGUCAAACUCAGCCGAGCCGGAACAGGGGAGAAGCUCCAGAGUGUCACCACACAGCCUGGAGGAAAGUAUACCUUCUUUAAAGUACUACCAGGAAAGUAUGACAUCACAGCUUCUCAUCCUUCCUGGACUCUCGAACAGAGUACUACCUCAGUGCACGUCUCCAAUGCAAAUGCCCCGGCCGCUGACCAUCUGGUGGUUGGAGGCUACGAUGUCUCGGGGGAGGUCCGCAGUGAUGGAGAGCCCAUGAAAGAGGUCACCUUCCUGCUUUACUCAGCCACAGUCAAGAGAGAGGACAUAAGUGGUUGUAAUACUUCCCCAGUGGAGGGUGCAGAUUCUGGAGACAGCACGCUGGUAUACCUGUGCAGCGCUCUGUCCAGAGAUGAUGGUGUCUUUGUCUUUCCUUCGUUAGCCAGCGGCGAGUACACUGUGAUACCUUUCUACAGAGGAGAAAGGAUCACUUUUGAUGUUGCUCCUUCUAGGAUGAAUUUCAAGGUGGAACACAACAGCUUGAAACUAGAGCCCAUCUUCCGUGUGAUGGGCUUCUCUGUGACUGGCCGGGUUCUCAACAGUCCUGAUGGGGAAGGUGUGCCUGAUGCUACAGUCUACCUAAACAACCAGAUCAAGGUUGUCAGCAAAGAAGAUGGCUCUUUCCGGUUGGAGAACAUGACAGCUGGUACCUACACCAUCCGUGUCAACAAAGAGCUCAUGUUCUUCGAGCCAGUCACAGUGAAGAUCGCUCCUAAUACGCCUCAACUUCCUGAUAUCGUCACAGCAGGGUUCAGUGUUUGUGGCCAGAUCUCCAUCAGCCGCCUGCCUGAAGGCAUGAAGCAGCAAGGUCGCUACAAGGUCACUCUGACGCACAAGAGCACAGACAAGGCUUUCAUUCGGACUGUUGAAUCUGACCAUCAGGGGGCCUUCUGCUUUCAGGCCAAACCCGGAGACUACAGUGUCCAUGUAUCUCUGCCUGAAGCAGAGGUGAAAGCAGGCCUGGCUCUGCAGCCUCAGGCCCUGGACAUCUCCCUUGUGGAUCAACCACUCACAGACCUAGUUUUCACCCAGUUCAUGGCUUCUGUUUCUGGAAAGGUGUACUGUCUAGCUUCCUGUGACGACCUCUCUGUAACCCUGCAGCCAGCGAGUAGGCAGGGGGAGAGGAGGGCAGUGGCUCUGUCUGGGAGCAGCGACAUCCUCAGCUUCUCUUUUGACAACGUUUUGCCCGGGAAAUACAAAGUAAGUAUUUCUCACGAGGAGUGGUGCUGGAAACAUAAGUCAGUGGAGGUGGAGGUUCUGGAAUCGGACGUCUUGGGGGUGGAGUUCAGACAGAUUGGCUACAUCCUGCGCUGCUCCCUUUCCCAUGCCAUCACUUUGGAGUUCUUCCAAGAUGGCAGCAAACCUGAAAACGUUGGCGUGUACAACCUCUCUAAGGGAGUCAACCGCUUCUGCCUCUCCAAGCCUGGUGUUUACAAAGUCACCCCUCGCUCCUGCCACCAAUUUGAGCAGGACUUCUACACCUACGAUACUUCAGCCCCCAGCAUUCUGACCCUGACUGCAGUGCGGCAUCACAUGACAGGACUCAUCACCACCGACAAGACUCUAGACGUCACAGUCACGAUCAAGUCGUCCAUCGAGAGCGAGCCGGCGCUCGUGCUGGGUCCGCUGCGGAGCCUGGAGGAGCAGAGGCAGGAGCAGCAACUGCAGGAGAUCGAGCUGCGACGUCAGGAGCGAGAACGCCGUGCAGCUGAAGAGGAAGGAGGUGCCAGAGACGAUAGUCCUCCUAUCCAAGAAAAGGCUGAUGAACUGACAGGCCCUUUCCACUAUGAGUUCUCCUACUGGGCUAGGGCUGGUGAGAAGAUCACAGUGACUCCCUCCUCGAAGGAGCUGUUGUUCUACCCUCCUGAAGUAGAGGCAACUAUCACCGGAGAGUCGUGUCCAGGUCGGCUGGUGGACAUCACCGGUCGUGCAGGUCUUUUCUUAGAAGGCAAGGUGUCACCAGAGCUACAAGGUGUGGAAAUAUCUAUCACUGAGAGAGGCGCUGCUACACCACUCAUUACUGUGGCCACUAAUGAGAUGGGAGCAUACAGUGUGGGUCCGCUCCACAGUGACCGGCAGUACGACAUCAGUGCAAGUAAAGAAGGUUUCGUGCUGAGUCCCGUGGAGGGCACCCAGGGAGAUUUUAAGGCAUUUGCUUUGGCUGGCGUCACCUUCAAGAUCAAAUCGGAGGACGGUCAGCCUCUCGCCGGCGUGCUUCUUUCUCUGAGUGGGGGUCAGUUUCGCUCCAACCUUUUGACUCAAGACACUGGCAUCCUCACUUUCAAUAACUUGAGUCCUGGUCAGUACUACUUCAAGCCCAUGAUGAAGGAGUUCCGCUUUGAGCCGGCAUCUCAAAUGAUUACAGUGGAGGAGGGUGAAAACCUCAGUAUUGAUAUAACUGGAAUCAAAACUGCGUACAGCUGCUACGGAAUGGUGCAGUCUCUCAACGGGGAUGCAGAGUGGGACGUGGCUGUGGAGGCCGUGGGUCAGGGAGACUGUAGCCUCUACAGCGAGGACACGGUCACUGAUGAGGAGGGCCGAUUCAGACUCAGGGGUCUGCUGCCGGGUUGCAAAUAUCUCAUUCAACUGCGAGCUGAAGGCAACGACCACAUAGAGAGGGCCUUGCCGCAACACAGAGCUAUAGAGGUUGGCAGUAGUGACAUUGAAGGGGUCAACAUUAUCGCCUUCAGGCAGAUCAAUCAAUUUGACCUCAGUGGAAACAUCAUCACGUCUCCUGAACACCUUCCAACACUAUCAGUGAAAUUGUACAAGAGUGACAAUCUGGACAAUCCAAUCAACAGCGUCUCUCUGGGACAGUCCCUUUUCUUUCACUUCCCUCCUUUGGACAGAGAUGGCGAGAGCUACGUACUGAUGCUGUACUCCACACUGUCCCGUUCCCAAUAUGAUUUCACACUGCCUCAAGUCUCCUUCACUUCCACUGGCUACUACAAACAUGUCACUCUUACCUUCCACCCUACUCGUAAAGUGCCCGACCAGGAUGUUGCUCAGGGGUCUUACGUAGCUUUGCCGCUCACUCUACUUCUCCUCUUAGCGGCCUACAAUUAUGAGAAGGUGAUUCCCCUUUUGUUACAGUUGGGGAGCCGCAUCCAGGGAGUGAGGAGCAUGGCUCAAGCCAGCAGCGAAAGUGCUGCUAUGGAUGAAGCCAAACGUCAGGCCAAGAGACAGAAAGCCAGGCGAACAUGAGGUGCACAUUAAGCCACAUCUUCGUACACUAAACUGCCCGCUAGCAUCCGUGACCCCAGCAUCGGAAAGCAAUGGGUUACCAGGGUUACACUUCUUCAUUGUUACCAACCAAGUGCUGUGUGUGCUAGUGAACUUUUUAGCUUGCUAAGGUGUGUUUGAAACAGGGCCCAGGUGAAGCCCAACAUGAACCACUCAACACCCUUUACCACCACCACCACCUCCACCUCAUCUGCCACUUUGAUUCACUGGACCGAUAGCUGACAUUUUACAGACUGUUUUUUGUCCACAAUUAAUCUUAGUCUAAGAAAAUUGUUGAUAUUUGUAAUAGAAUAUGAGCCAUUUUUUAUAUUUGUAAUUUAUCCAGGUCAACAACAGCGUUUUGUGGGUUUUUUUGUUGUUGUUUUUUUUUAAAUGAGUACACUGCUUAUUUUAAUAGUCCUAACAAUGUUUGGGUCCGUGAGACAUUGUAUGCCUAUCAACACUGGGGCCAAGUCAUUGAAACGUGGCUUUAAUUUGAUAAAGUGUUAGCUUAAAGCAGCAGUUCUCAAACUUUUUUCCCUGGCAUGCCUCCAUUUAGAUGCCACACACACACACACUUUCUCAGCAUCAGCAAAGUUGAUUAUUUUACAUACCGUACAUAAAUUAUAGCCAUAAAGCUUAAUUUAACUUUGUAUUUUUCCCUGGGUCGUCCGCAACCCUCCUGCAGUGGAUUUAUGUCCCACCAGGGGGCCCCGCCCCAUAGUUUGAGAACCGCUGGCUUAAGGAUAUUUAAGGUUUCCAAACUAUGUGCUGGUUUUUUCACAAGCUUAAAAUGUUUUUAACUUGAUGUGUCCCCAUGGACUUGAUCUAAGACUGAACUGAGCCUUAUAAUCCCAUCACAAACAAGGGACUCUGUAACUUCCAGUUACAAAUGAAAGACAACCAAAGAUGUUAACGAGCUAAUAUGGUUGUUAGUCAAAUGACAUCACACAAUGUCAAUCACCAAUGAAAUACUGUAAUGCAUUCACUCCUGAUGGCAUUUUAUUAGGCGUUAAGUGUGAUGUUAGACUUUUUGACUCCUCCGUUUGCUCAGGUACAGGAUGCGGGAAAUUUUGGUUUGAAUACUGUGUUUUUGUUUUCUUUGAAGGAUGGGCUGCGGUGGCGGGGUAGGGAGUGAUAGGGCUAACUAAGAGUUGAUUAAUUUAUUAACAUGUUUAAUCGGAUGUGAACGAUAACCUAGUCUGAAUGCUAUGACGUGUUUUUUCAGAAGUGUGGUUGAUUUCAUUUUUUUCUCAUUUAUAUUCCAUAAGAUUAAAUAUGUGUGACAAGCUAAAUUAAAUUUCAGAAGACCCAUGUACUGAAUCGAAAAUGAAUAUCUACAAAGGGUCGUUCAUGACCUUUAGAUAAACUUGAUGAGGCAGGAUUGUGAUUUCAUAAGCUCAUUGUCUUACUGCAGAGCAGUUUAAUGCACUGUGAAAUCUAUGUACCCCAGCUCUUUUUUUCUGUAUUGAAUUCAUCUGAACUCAGCGGUGGCUGCCUUUUACAGAAAGAUGAAAAGGCCACUGACUAUUUACUGAGUUGAAAGAUAUUCCAAUUAGUCUACAUUCAGAAGUUGAUUACUUUGGUUGGGGUGGGAGACGGAAGAUGAGGGAGGUGGGGUGUAAUUGUCAUUUGUUCAGAAUCUGUUAAUUUUUCAGAUAAUCAAUAAAGUUUGACUGGAAUAAGA
Molecule: messenger RNA, 5447 nt
Organism: Maylandia zebra (zebra mbuna)
Lineage: Eukaryota; Metazoa; Chordata; Actinopteri; Cichliformes; Cichlidae
Gene: nomo
Product: nodal modulator
Cellular component (GO): endoplasmic reticulum membrane
Molecular function (GO): carbohydrate binding
Source: RefSeq, a predicted model, not a curated record